This is a messenger RNA of Prunus armeniaca (apricot), 2196 nucleotides long. The record is from the annotation of a GenBank genome assembly. NCBI's taxonomy places the organism in Eukaryota, Viridiplantae, Streptophyta, Magnoliopsida, Rosales, Rosaceae.
AUGGCUUUCAGCAGCCAAAGAGCCUCCACUUCUGCUCCUUCAGCUUCUCCAUGGAAAUACCAUGUGUUCUUGAGUUUUAGGGGCAUAGACACUCGCAGACGUUUUGCGGCUCAUCUAUAUCACAGAUUGUGGUUUCGCUCAAUUACAACUUUCAGGGACGACAAUGAACUUGUAAGAGGUACAACUAUUUCACCAAAUCUACUGAGAGCAAUUGAAGAAUCGCGGAUUGCGAUCGUUAUCCUCUCACCAAACUAUGCUUCUUCAUCCUGGUGCCUAGAUGAGGUUUCAAAGAUUGUUGAGUGCAAGGACGUGGACACCAUUCUACCAAUUUUUUAUGAUGUAGAUCCUACUGAUGUCCGAAAACAAAUGGGAACUUUUGCGGAAGCCUUCAACAAACACAAAAAGAACUUUAAAAAAGACAAAGCAAAGCUACAACGCUGGAGAGCUGCUCUUACAAAAGUUAGUAAUAUCUCUGGCUGGAUUUCUAAAGACAGAGAUGAGAGCGAACUUAUCAAUGAAAUUGUGGAAGAAGUGUGUAGCAGAGUGCAUCCUACAAUAUUCACAUUGCCAGGUUCCUCAACAAAGUUGGUGGGAAUUGAUUUUAGACUGAAGAAAAUAGAAUUGCUAUUAGAUCGUGAGGCAAAAGAUGUUCGCUUUAUAGGGAUAUGGGGGGAUGGUGGCACAGGUAAGACAACUACCGCAAGACUUGUUUAUGACAGAAUUUCCCAUCACUUUGAUGUUAGCUGCUUUCUUGCUAGUGUGAGAGAGGUUUGUGCAACACAUGGGCUUGUUCAUUUACAAAAACAACUUCUUUCCCCAAUCUUGAAGCAAAAAGUGAAUGAUGUUUGGAAUGUUCAUAGUGGAUCCGACAUGACCAAGUACUGUUUGUGUAAUAAAAAAGUGCUUCUCGUUAUUGAUGAUGCGGAUCAGUUAAACCAACUGGAAGUAUUGGCCGGAAAGAAAGACUGGUUUGGUUUGGGGAGCAGAAUCAUUAUUACAACCAGAAAGGAAUGUCUCUUGAUUGAACAUCACGUAGAGGAACGAUAUCAGCUCUUGGGAUUACAAGACAGUGAAGAUUUUCAUCCCCCCAGAAGGGAUGAGCCUGAAGGAGAUCUUAACUUGCAACUGCCUAAGAAGCUGCCUAAUUCAAUCGAACAUCGAAAAGAUGAUGAACCCACUAAAGUUCAGUCGAAGAACGAUGAACAAGUUGGCAAAGUUCCCAAUGCUGUUGAAGAAGGUUUGAACAUGGAUUCUCCUCCUAAUUUCAAGGUGUGUGUUGGCUGCAAGCAGAAUAUUAAGGAUAGGAAAUAUUAUAGAAAUGGGAAGGGUACUCAUCAGUGGCAUCCACAUUGUUUUCGCUGUCAUGCUUGCAAUCUUCCAAUUACUGAAUUUUUUAUGCAUGAGAAUCAUCCUUACCACAGACUCUGCCACAGGGAGAGGCAUUUACGAUGUGGUGUUUGUGAAAAUUUAAUCCCAUUAAAUUCAGAUGGUACUGUGGUGUAUAGCCUACAUCCUAUCUCGCUACAAAGAUCCUGUCCCAAACAUGAGGACGACGGAACUCCUAGGUGUUGUGGCUGUGCAAGAAUAAAGCCUAGGAACACCAUAUAUCAUUUACUUAAUGAUGGUCGGCAUCAAUGUCUGGAAUGCCGGGACACGGCCAUUACGGAAGCUGACCAAUGCGAAGCCCUUUUCCUUGAAAUACAAAAAGUGUUUGAUUUGAAAUUUCAAGAGAAAAAAUUUCUAAUACACUUCGUCGAGAAAACAGAAUUCUUAGAAGUGAGUAAACAGUUGGUAAUAGCUAGAUUUACUACCAACAUCAAGAGAUCUAUUUUAUUCGGCUUGAAGCGCCCUGAAGUAACAGCAAUUAAGAUACUGAGUGGUCUUCCUAGGCUGACGACAGGGUUCCUUAUGGCUCAGACUAUGAUGCAAGCAUGGCUAAAGGUUAAAUGUUAUCGAAUUCGAAAUAUGAGCCCACAGGUUAAAACUGAUAUGAGCCACGUGUUGGGCCAUAUGUGGCUGGAAUUUGUGAUGAAUUCUGUGUCAGACUUUGAGAAGAAGCUUGGUAACUUUUAUCAACGCCGAAUUGAGUCAGCUAGUGGAGAAGGGUUCAGCUUAGGUAGAAAAGCAGUACUCAAGCAUGGUCUAAGACAGACCCUUGACCAUAUUGCGAUGACAGGAAGCUUUCCACUUGUAUAG